This is a messenger RNA of Serendipita indica DSM 11827, 1683 nucleotides long. Lineage: Eukaryota; Fungi; Basidiomycota; Agaricomycetes; Sebacinales; Serendipitaceae. The record is from the annotation of a GenBank genome assembly.
AUGACAAUUCGCAGUCGAAUCAAACAAUCCUCUUCGGAGGAAGGUGAUAUGCAAGCCCCCGUUAGCGCGGACCCCGGCUUCAUCAUUGAAUGCGAUAGCUGCUUCACAAACCUGACCAGGUCUGUUCGAAUACGCUGUGCGGACCCGGUGUGCGAGAGCUCCAGCAUCGACAUCUGCGCAGACUGCUUUCGGCAAGGCAAGGAAUUUGGGAGACACAAGGCUGGUCAUCCAUACCGAGUCAUUGAGAAGCACUAUACACCCAUCUUUGAUGAGGACUGGACUGCCGACGAGGAGGUCAACUUGCUUGAUGGGCUCAUCAUGCACGGCAUGGGAAACUGGCUCGCAGUUGCAGAGUUCAUGGGCUCCAGGACGAAGAAGGACGUCGAGGAGCAUUACCUCAAAUAUUGGCGAGGUUCCAAGAACUGGCCGUUGCCGGAGGAACCCAUGGAAUUCGAGACGACCCAAGAGGAGAUGCUGAACAGGAAACGUGACCGUCUAAAGCGACUUACCAUCAACCCUCCUCUCCCCCCACCUCCUGUCCAAAACUCUGGCCCGACCUCUCACGAGAUUGCUGGUUUCAUGCCCGGGCGUCUGGAGUUUGAGCACGAACUGGACAACGAAGCCGAAGAUCUUGUCAAAGAUUUGGAGUUUGGCAUCGUGCGAGCAUAUGGUGGCGAUGAGCAGAUUCAAGAUCCCGCAGACGCCGCAAAACUUGCCGCCGCUGUCGAAGCGCGACGAGAAGCCGCCAAUGUCCUCUCACGAGCGACACCAAACGGUCAUAUGCACAGCUCGCCGGCGAGCGAUGUCAAAGAUGAAGACUUGAAGGACGAGCUUCCACAGAUACCCGACGCAGUGGAGACCAAAGAAAGCAUAGAAACCAAGCUCGCCCUGCUGCGAGCAUACUCUGCUCGAAUAGACAAACGAUUACAAGCAAAGACACUUAUAUUUCAACGAGGACUGUUGGAGUUCCGAAAGAUGCAAGCAGCCGACAAGCGACGAAGCAAGGAAGAGCGCGACUUCUUGACGAGAUUCAAAGUCUUUGCCAAAAUGCAGACCGCCCAGGACAAUGAAGACUUCUUAGAUGGGCUCAUGUACGAACAACUUUUGCGCAAACGAAUUACGGAGCUGCAAGAGUUACGCAGACUUGGGCUUACCAGCUUGGCAGAAGCAGAAACGUACGAGAAGGCGCGACAAUACCGGAAUGCCGAACGUGCGGAGAUUCUACAGCGCGGCCUCGUUCGUAACGGUGAUUCUCUGAAGCGUGCAGGCUCUGUGACGGACGAUCGCUUCAAGUCGACCGCACUGGCUCGCAGAGGUGGCCCUUUGACAUUUGGCACGUCUGCUUCUCUCAACUUGCUUUCGUCAGAGGAACAAGAGCUCUGUCGACAAAUCCGCGUCAACCCUCAAUCUUAUAUCGUCAUAAAAGCUACUAUCGUCCGAGAGAGCCAAAAAUACGGCAACGAACUCAGCCGCAAGCAGGCCCGAGACCUUCUCAAGUGCGAUGUCAAUAAAGCAGGCAAAGUUUGGGACUUCCUCGUCCGAAACGGAGUCAUCAAGGCGCCAAUGGAGCCUCCAGUCUCGGCCAUCAGCCUUCCAGAUGGCUUUCCUCAGCUCAAUGGGAUUGUCGGCAUAUCAGCGGUCAAUGGAAAUGGCGACGUUCAUAUGACAAACGGGCAUGUGUGA